UCUCCCAAGCAGCUCAUCUUCCCACCUUCUGGUUAGGGUUACCGCCCUCAAAAUUCCUUUUCUAGAGGUGAAGGUGUUAUUUCAGAAACAAAACGGUGCUAAGUGAAUGGGCGAGGAAUACCAACCCUAUCCCCUGCUACUGCCAACAUUAAAGGUCACAUUUCCUGAACUUUGAUGAUGGAAAUGAGAAAUCAGUGCAAGAUCUUGUGGCAGACUAUCAUCCGCAGCACUGGCUCAGGAGUUGAAAUCACCAAUGGAUCCACCAUCAAUCAGCCAGAAGUGAAGGUGAGAAUGACUAAAUUUCAUCAAAUGAAACAUUUUUUUCAAAUACUGGAUAAAAUGAGAUGCUUGCGAAAGCGUUCUACAGUGUCAUUCUUAGGAGUUCUUGUAAUUUUCCUCCUGUUCAUGAAUUUGUACAUUGAAGACAGUUAUGUCCUGGAGGGUGACAAACAGCUAAUAAGGGAAACAUCCACACAUCAACUAAAUUCAGAACGCUAUGUGCAUACUUUUAAGGAUCUAUCUAAUUUUUCAGGAGCCAUAAAUGUUACCUAUCGCUACCUAGCUGCCACAUCCUUACAAAGAAAGCGAUAUCUUACUAUUGGACUUUCAUCAGUGAAGCGAAGGAGAGGAAACUAUUUACUUGAGACCAUCAAAUCCAUUUUCGAGCAGUCCAGCUAUGAAGAACUGAAAGAAAUUUCAGUAGUGGUCCAUCUAGCAGAUUUUAAUUCAUCCUGGCGUGAUAUCAUGGUGCAGGAUAUCACACAGAAAUUUGCUCAUCAUAUUAUCGCAGGAAGAUUAAUGGUGAUACAUUCUCCAGAGGAAUAUUACCCGAUCCUGGAUGGUCUUAAGAGAAAUUACAAUGAUCCAGAAGACAGAGUCAAAUUUCGUUCCAAGCAAAAUGUAGAUUAUGCUUUUCUGCUUAAUUUUUGUGCCAAUACUUCAGACUAUUACGUCAUGCUUGAAGAUGAUGUCCGAUGUUCCAAAAAUUUCUUAACUGCCAUCAAGAAAGUCAUUGCAUCUUUGGAAGGAACUUACUGGGUAACUCUUGAAUUCUCUAAAUUGGGCUACAUUGGUAAACUCUAUCAUUCCCAUGAUCUCCCACGACUGGCACAUUUUCUAUUAAUGUUUUAUCAAGAAAUGCCUUGUGAUUGGCUAUUGACUCAUUUCCGGGGUCUUUUGGCUCAGAAAAAUGUGAUCCGAUUUAAACCAUCUCUCUUUCAGCACAUGGGUUAUUACUCCUCAUAUAAAGGAACAGAGAAUAAAUUAAAAGAUGAUGACUUUGAAGAAGAGUCCUUUGACAUUCCGGAUAACCCACCAGCAAAUCUAUACACCAACAUGAACGUGUUUGAAAAUUAUGAAGCAAGCAAGGCUUACAGCAGUGUUGAUGAGUACUUCUGGGGGAAACCACCUUCAAAAGGAGAUUUCUUUCUUAUUGUCUUUGAAAAUCCAAUCACAAUAAAAAAAAUGAAAGUGAAUACCGGGACGGAAGAUCGCCAAAAUGAUAUUCUGCAUCAUGGAGUCCUAGAUGUUGGGAGAAAAGUUACCCUUAAUAAACAUGUGAGACAAUGUGGUACCUACUUAAGACUAGGGGAAUUCAAAAAUGGAAACUUUGAAAUGUCAGAUGUUGAUCAAAAAGUUCCAUUUGACAUAUAUUGUAUGAGGAUACAUGUGACCAAAACACAAAAGGAAUGGCUAAUUAUUAGGAGUAUUAGCAUUUGGACUUCUUAGCCAAUUAAAUCAAAAUAUUCAA
This is a messenger RNA of Chinchilla lanigera (long-tailed chinchilla), 1750 nucleotides long. It is a transcript of the gene Mgat4c, whose product is annotated as MGAT4 family, member C. Gene Ontology annotation, biological process: protein N-linked glycosylation. The record is from RefSeq and is a predicted model, not a curated record. The transcript is spliced from 5 exons. Gene Ontology annotation, molecular function: acetylglucosaminyltransferase activity. The coding region runs from base 175 to 1728 and encodes 517 amino acids. Lineage: Eukaryota; Metazoa; Chordata; Mammalia; Rodentia; Chinchillidae.